AUGGAAGCUGACAGCCUUGUUGGUGCUGGUGGCAGUGGUGUGGCACAGGAAUCCCAGCGCAGGAAGAUGGUUUUGCAGGCCUGGCAAAAGAAGGCCCUUCUAUCACCUUUCACCAAGAGCAGUUACCUGAGCUUCAAGGACAGGCAGGACCUGGCCAGGGAAACGGGACUCCAGGAAUCCCGAAUCUGCGUGUGGUUUCAGAACCGCAGGACUCGCACUGGGGACGUGGGGCACGCCCCAAAGCGGUCCAGCAGAGGCUCCAGCCAUCUAGCCUCACCACACCUCCAGGAAGAGCAUGUCUCCAGCGCACAAGGUAGAGGCAGUCCCUCAGACCGCAUAAGGCCUCGCACUCGACUUACCUUGCUACAGCUUGAGAUCCUAGGGCAAGCCUUUGAGAGGAACUCACUGCCAGGUUUUGCAACCAGGGAGGAGCUCUCACAGAGGACAGGAUUGCCAGAAGACACGAUCCACAUAUGGUUUCAGAACAGAAGAGCUCGGCACCCCAGCAGGGGCAGAUCCACAGCUCAAGAUCAAGAUUUGCAGACCUCACAUGGGUCAGAUGGGGUUCCUGGAGGUGCCAGGGAGCAUGACGACGCCCAGGACAUCUUGUUGCCAGUGUCUGCUGCAGGAAAUGUUGGCAUGGAUACCUGGAGCCCUGGCAAUUUGCCCACGUUCUGUAGAGAGUUUCAGCCUUCUCAAGUGUCACAGCCUUCUGGAGCAGGCCAAGCAUAG
Mastomys coucha (southern multimammate mouse) is the source of this 732-nucleotide messenger RNA. RefSeq names its product double homeobox protein A-like. The record is from RefSeq and is a predicted model, not a curated record. Bases 1 to 732 code for a protein of 243 amino acids. Lineage: Eukaryota; Metazoa; Chordata; Mammalia; Rodentia; Muridae. The transcript has a single exon. Gene Ontology annotation, molecular function: DNA binding.